Molecule: messenger RNA, 1103 nt
Organism: Beta vulgaris subsp. vulgaris (sugar beet)
Lineage: Eukaryota; Viridiplantae; Streptophyta; Magnoliopsida; Caryophyllales; Amaranthaceae
Product: protein RTE1-HOMOLOG
Exons: 3
Coding region: 334-1026 (230 amino acids)
Biological process (GO): regulation of ethylene-activated signaling pathway; response to ethylene
Cellular component (GO): Golgi apparatus; endoplasmic reticulum
Source: RefSeq, a predicted model, not a curated record
GUUACUAACACUUCUGGAGCGGACAUUUCUCUUUGAUGUCUGCUCGCCUUGUCACAGAUACAGAUCGAGUCACAUAGAAAAGAAAAGUUUCGAACCCUAACACUCCAAUCCGUUGAAUUUGAGCUAACCCUUGAUUACAAGGGAAAUUUCAUCUCUUUCUACAUAUAUUACGGAUUAAAAUACAUUCAUAUUCAUCCAUUCCAGUUUUCGUUUCUAUCUAAAUACCUCAAUUUCCAGCAUCAAUUCAAUUCAAGUUACGUUUCGCAGAUAAGAGUGAGAAAAGAGAAAUUGAAGAAUAUUAUUGACGAUUCCAAAAAUUGAAGCUUUAUUCCAAUGGCAACAGACAUGGACACAGAAGAGCAGCUAAUGAUUGGCGAAAGUUCUCCGCAGCCCAUGCAAAUUGAUCCAAAAAGAGAUCGAUUUCCUUUUUGUGUUGUAUGGACGCCUCUCCCUGUUCUUUCAUGGUUGAUUCCCUUUAUUGGCCAUAUUGGCAUAUGCCGAGAGGAUGGCGUAAUUUUGGACUUUGCAGGCCCCAAUUUUGUAUGCGUUGAUAACUUUGCCUUCGGUGCUGUGACUCGAUACCUACAAAUAGAUGCGAAGCUAUGCCGUGCACUUUCAUUCUUGGUUUCCUGUCGAAAUGGAGACCAGCUGAAUCAAAAUGGAACGGAAGGGGAUAUUUAUACUUGGGAUGACGCUCUUCGGAAAAGCACGCAAGAAUUCCAACACCACUCCUACAGUCUUUUGACUUGCAACUGUCACUCCUUUGUGGCGAACAAUCUAAACCGCCUCGGCUUCAGUGGUGGCAGGUGGAAUGUGGUCAGUCUUGCUGUACUGAUACUCUUCAAGGGUCGUUGGGUGGACAAAGGUUCCAUUGUAAAGUCUUAUCUACCCUUUCUAAUUGUAUUUCCUUUGGGUCUUGCUUUUGGAGGUUGGACUUUCCUGCAAUUUUGGGGUAUGUUUGUGAUUCUCUUGGUCAGUUGGUUUCUUCUUGGUUCUUAUUGUCUCAAGGGUUUAAUCCAGUUGUGAACGGUAAAAUUUGUAAUGUUUUGUCUGAAGAAAUUUCAUAAUGGAAUGCACGUAAACCAGCAUGGAAGUGAAGAUAA